AUGUAUUUACCGGUAUGUCGAAAACAGUUUUUAAGAACUGUAAGAAAUGCGGAUUGUUUACGCAAAUCCGGCCUAUCUAUAUGGUCUCGACUCGCAGAAGCCUUCAAUUCCAGACCUUUGCAUAAAUUGAACUAUCGUCGAGAAAACGUAGGCCUAUUUGGCGUUCCCGACCUAACAUCCGCCGAAGGAUUUAACGUUAUAGAAAACAAAUGUAUUGAUAACACGAAUAGCCUCAUAAGCGAGGCUCUGAGCAAUGAGAACGGCGACAGAAUGGUGGAGAUAUUCGAUAACAUGUCCGAUUCGUUGUGUCAAGUCGCAGAUUUAGCGGAAUUCAUCAGGCUUGCCCAUCCCGAUCAGAAUUACAGGCGAGCAGCGGAGGCGGCCUGUUGCGCUGUGAGCGGCGUAGUAGAAAAACUCAACACUAAUUUAUCUCUGUACACGGCGCUCAAAAAUGCCGUGACCAGUUUACAAAACGAGGGACACACCAAGACAGAAAAACACGUCGGGGAAUUGUUCCUUUUCGACUUCGAGCAAUGCGGCAUUCACUUACCCAAAGACGACAGGAAUAGAGUAGUGGCUCUAACUGACGAGAUUCUUAGCUUAGGACAACAAUUUGUAGCGAAUUCCUCGACGCCCAGACUGAUUAAUAAAUAUAAUUUACCUACAAACGUGAGAAAUAUUUUAAAUAGCGACGGAGAUACUAUCGUGGUAUCGGGACUUUACACUGAUUCGGUCGAUCCCAUCGCAAGAGAAAUGGCUUACAAGAUAUUUCUACAUCCGGAUCCCCAGCAGGAGUACAUCCUUAACAAAAUGCUAUCGAGCAGAUACGAGUUGGCGAAGUUAUGCGGCUUCUCGACAUUCAGCCAUCGGGCUUUGAAGGGCUCAAUUUGCAAAUACCCAGAACAAGUUAUGACAUUUCUUACGAAAUUAUCUCGAGACAUUUGGGAUAAAUCGAACAAAGACUUCGAAUGCAUGAACAAAAUGAAAGCAUCGGAGAAUAAAAGCAAUGGUCCAGUUAUGCCUUGGGACGUCCCUUACUUCACUCAUAAAGCGAAAAAAGAUUGGUUUAGGGUCUCUACUAAAGAGUAUUCGCCUUAUUUCUCGCUAGGAGCUUGCAUGGAUGGCCUUAGCACAGUGUUUAAUGCGUUGUAUGGAGUACAGUUGAUUAAUUCAGAUAUUUCUGCUGGUGAAACUUGGUCUCCAGACGUUUAUAAACUCUCAGUGAUACAUGAAUCUGAAGGCCUCCUCGGCCACAUAUACUGUGAUUUCUACGAGCGCUCCGAAAAACCGAAUCAAGAUUGCCACUUCACGAUUAGAGGUGGACGGUACUUAUCGAAUGGUACCUACCAACAGCCGAUUGUAGUGCUCAUGCUGAACCUGCCGACUCCUCGCUGGUCGAGUCCCUCUCUAUUGAGUCCGAGUAUGGUGGAUAAUCUGUUUCACGAAAUGGGGCAUGCCAUGCAUUCCAUGCUGGCCCGAACGAAGUACCAACACGUGAGCGGUACUAGAUGCAGCACGGAUUUCGCCGAGGUACCGUCGAUACUGAUGGAGUACUUCGCUUCGGAUCGUAGGGUGCUUAAGAAAUUCGCCAGGCAUUUUCAGACUCAACAGCCCAUGUCUGAGGAUAUGUUGCACAGGUUGUGUGCUUCGAAAAGAUUGUUUACGGCCAGCGAAACUCAAUUACAGAUAUUUUACGCUGUUAUUGAUCAGAAAUAUCAUGGGAUGCAUCCUCUUAGUGGAACGACUACAGAGGUGCUUGCUAAUACACAAAAAGACUUUUACUGUUUGCCGUAUGUACCGAAUACGGCUUGGCAACUGAGAUUCAGUCAUCUUGUGGGAUACGGAGCUAAAUACUAUUCGUAUUUAGUGUCUCGAGCGUUGGCCUAUUCCAUUUGGAAGCAAUAUUUUGAACGUGACCCCUUUAGCAGAGAAAAUGGUCAGAAGUACAGGGAGGAAUGCCUCAGCCAUGGCGGUGGAAAGCAUCCCCGGGAUUUAGUCGGUGAGUUUUUAAAAGUUGAUCCGAAACCAGACGUCCUGGCCGAUUUUUUGCUCAACGAAAUAGAUUUUCACCAAAGUCAGGUCGAUGUAGUAUUGGGAAAAAAUAAAUAA
Phyllotreta striolata is the source of this 2109-nucleotide messenger RNA. The record is from the annotation of a GenBank genome assembly. NCBI's taxonomy places the organism in Eukaryota, Metazoa, Arthropoda, Insecta, Coleoptera, Chrysomelidae.